AUGUUCGUCUCAUGGGCUCUUCGCUCAUUCCGUGACAGUCUCAUCCAAGUGGAUCCCCUUGCCGCGGCGAUUGCUCACAAAGCACAGCGAAAACCAUUACCAUCGGUGACAAGAACGCCACUUUUGUUGCAAUUCACUCCAUUUGGAGCUGCGACUUUAGUAGGAGGAGGAGGAGGAGAAGAAGGAGGAAAGAAGGAGAAGAAGAAGAAGAAGAAGAAGAAGAAGAAGAAGAAGAAGGAG
Messenger RNA from Mesorhabditis belari, 240 nucleotides. The record is from the annotation of a GenBank genome assembly. Lineage: Eukaryota; Metazoa; Nematoda; Chromadorea; Rhabditida; Rhabditidae.